Messenger RNA from Aethina tumida (small hive beetle), 1075 nucleotides. Its product is annotated as B-cell receptor-associated protein 31. Gene Ontology annotation, cellular component: endoplasmic reticulum; endoplasmic reticulum membrane. The transcript has 5 exons. The coding region runs from base 261 to 944 and encodes 227 amino acids. The record is from RefSeq and is a predicted model, not a curated record. Gene Ontology annotation, biological process: intracellular protein transport; endoplasmic reticulum to Golgi vesicle-mediated transport. Lineage: Eukaryota; Metazoa; Arthropoda; Insecta; Coleoptera; Nitidulidae.
AAUAAUAAUUUCGAUCCCCUACCACAGUCAACAGUUUUUACCUCGUGUGUAUUUGACGUUUUUCACUUUAUCAGUCAUUAAUUUGAUGUCGGCAAGUAAAAAUUAAUUACGUGUACUUUUAACGGAAUGACGUAAUAUUAAGUCCAACUCAGAGGUUAUAGUUGUAUUCUUAUUCGCUGAAUUCUUAUUCGUCCACUAUUUUGACAGCAACUGUAUUUAAUUCGUGUAUCCCAAAGUAAUUGUUAACUUCAUAUCGAAAAAUGAGUGUGCAGUGGACUUUGAUUGCUGGAUUUUUGUACGCCGAGAUUGGGGUCGUGCUGCUUUUGGUAUUGCCCGUAUUUAGCCCACAAAGAUGGAAUAGGCUGUUUAAAUCUCGAUUCUUGCAAGGCAUUCAGCGACAAGCUGGAAUGUACUUCUUAAUAUUGCUGGCAAUCCUGGUACUAUUCCUCCUUGAUGCCAUUCGUGAGAUGAGAAAGUAUUCAAAUCCUGGAGAUGGAGAUGAGCAUCUUCAUCUUGAUAAAGAGAUGCAGGGAAGCAUGAGACUGUUCAGAGCCCAAAGAAACUUCUACAUUUCUGGAUUUGCUCUGUUUUUAUGUCUGGUAAUCAGACGAUUAGUAAUCCUCAUUUCAUCCCAAGCUUCCCUGCUGGCUCAGUCUGAAGCGUCAAUGAGACAAGCACAAAGCGCCACAACCGCAGCGAAGACAUUGUUGGCCCAAAAGGGAGAAACUGAUCAAAAUUCCAAAAAUGAGGACACAAAAGAGAUUUCUACCCUGAAGGCUAAAAUUACCGAAUUAGAGGACGAACUGAAGGCUGCCACGAAAGAUAAAAGCGCGAUCAAGUCGCAGGCCGAUAACUUGGCGAAAGAAUACGAUCGUUUGGCUGAAGAAAACGUUAAACUUCAAAAGAAAAUUACCAUAGGGUCUGGUGACAAGAAAGAUGACUAGGUCGAGGAAUAAGUAAUAACCACUUAUUUACGAAUAUUACUAGCUAAUUUUAGCUUACACAUUUAUUUAUGGUAAUCGGUGUUAACCACAAAAAUAUGUAUUUAUUACACAAUAAAAUUAAUAAAUUGUUA